CGUUGAAUGAUAGGAUUGUUAUUCUCUGUCGGAACUACAAGUCCACUUCAAGAGCGCUUGUUUUGCAGGGUGCACAGUCUGUUUCUGCAUCCAAGCUGUUUAAUUGGGGAUAUUCAUUUGGUCAAUCCAAGAAAUGGAAGCUUUGAUCAACUCUGACAGCUUAAUUUUGAAAAACGUUUCUCCUACUUUAUAUGUAAAAAGUGACAAUCUAUCUGGCAGCACUGGCAAACUCCCAGAGUCCCUUCCAUACAACAGGCAUAUACGUAUCAUUUCGAUGACUGUCAUCUUUACUGUGGCUAUAGUGGGCAAUUUAGUGGUGUUACAUAAAAUCUGCAGCAGAAAGAAUAAAAAAAGAAAAAUAGACUUCCUUAUUACCAAUUUGGCCGUGGCAGACCUGUGUGUGUCUUUGCUGACUUUGCUUUCUCAGAUUGUCUGGGAAGUCCUAGAAGAUACUUGGUUAGCAGGAGACGUUGCCUGUAGGCUCUUUAAAGUAUUUCAAGUUUUCGGAUUAAUUGCAUCGUCCAAUAUAAUCGCCGUCAUUGCAGUAGAAAGACAUCAUGUCAUACUCAAUCCUUUAGAUUCUGCUCUCCCUACAAGAAGACUUACUGUGGCUGCUUGGAUAACAGCACUUCUCCUUUCCAUCCCUCAGGCAUUUGUUUUCAAAGCUGUUCGGAUAGAGAAUGACAACAGCAGAUGUCUUAACACAUUUGGGGACUUGCCUAGGUGGCACUUUCAACUGUACAUUAUUUUUGGAGCCACUACUGUGUUUUUUGCUCCAUUUUGCAUUUUGUGUGUUACUUACAGCAGAAUAUUAUGGACUAUUUGGAGGAAAGAACAGAAUGUGGAGAUACUUAAACCGGCCAAAAAUGCAGACUACCUCACUAGACCAACAAUGAUUGUCGCCACAAAUAGCAGCAUUCCUAAAGCUAAGGUGAAGACACUUAAGAUGACUUUGGUAAUAAUUAUCCUUUUCAUUAUUUGUGGUCUGCCUUAUUUCAUCAUUGAAAUGAAACUUGCCUUCGGAAACAUCGGUAAAACUGAGGAUGUAGUUGUUGCAGUAUUGGGCAUCUUUGUAGUGUCCAACAGCGCUGUCAAUCCUUAUGUCUACCUUUUCUUCAGGUCCAACAAUAGAUACACAAGAAAAGUAGAGAAGAAUGUGUGCUUCUGGUGUCUGCGGGAUUCUCAGGAGUGCACCCUCCAUCGGGAGCCGUUUGUUUAUCGUGGCAAAAAGGAUCUGACCACUGCGACCAGCACCAGCGACGUGGACAGCUCCCAAUGCUAAUCUUUCGGAUGAUGAUCUUUAACUAAAACACUAGCCUGGAAAUCAUCAAGCUAAAAUACACUAUGAGGAAGCCCUGAAUAAAAAAGUGAAACAAGCAAAGAGCAUAUUGGCAAUUUCUCCAAAAUUGUCAUUUAAUUGUGGAAAACAUAUGCAUGUGUGUUGUCUCAAAACCAAUUGCGCAGAAGACAACUUAUUCAACAUGAAGAAUUUCAGAGAAAAAAAUCUAAAACAUGCAUUCUUCACUUCUUUGUUUAUUCCAUGCAACACAUAUUUUUCCAGGCUCCUGUGCUGCUGUUUCUCCAAAAUUGGAAUUUCUCCGAAUAGAUCGGGUGGCAAAUGGAGCUCAAACAAUGUAUGCGGGGAGAAUGAUCCGAUAGAAUCUAUUCAUCUAUGCCACGUACAGAUCAAAGUUUGAUCAGCCAAGACUGGGAACUUGCAAUGAAGUAAAAUGUAAUUGUAAAUUUUGUUUUGAAUCUCCUCGCCAGGUCUGGUAUUUGCUGUAAUUGAUUAUUACGCUGCAUUUCGUUCAUUUAAUUUCCUAGUUUGUGAUGGCAGAUCGCAGUCGCACAGUAUUAUUUUAAAACAGUCUUUGUGGUCUUGUGCAAGUACAACCUGCAUUAAAGUUGUGUAUUAUGUAUCUGCACUUUGUAAAUUGUCAAAGAAUGUGAUGUUGGCAUUCUUCUCUGAGUACUACAGGCGUGUUGACAUCUUAUAUGGCAAUUACUUUAGAAAACAUGAAAUGCCAAGUGUUUGAAGACAACGUUUGCUUUUCAUACGGUCUGGAGCGCAGAAGUAAGCUCUGUGUCUCGCAGAAUGGAUACGUGUUGGCAUUUGUGCCUCACAAAAUGAACGCUAAGGUAUAUUCGUGUUUUUUUUUUCUGAACAGUAAUUCUAUGAUUAGCAUUUCUUUUGUGGCAGAACUGUAUGCAGCAUGAUUUGUGUCUUAUAAAUAAAUGUACUUUUGUCCAGAA
This is a messenger RNA of Protopterus annectens (West African lungfish), 2253 nucleotides long. It is a transcript of the gene GPR150, whose product is annotated as G protein-coupled receptor 150. Gene Ontology annotation, biological process: G protein-coupled receptor signaling pathway. Gene Ontology annotation, molecular function: peptide binding; G protein-coupled receptor activity. The record is from RefSeq and is a predicted model, not a curated record. The transcript has a single exon. The coding region runs from base 134 to 1282 and encodes 382 amino acids. NCBI's taxonomy places the organism in Eukaryota, Metazoa, Chordata, Ceratodontiformes, Protopteridae. Gene Ontology annotation, cellular component: membrane.